CAUCAAGACUUACAUACUUACUUAUCAGGCGCUACAACCGCUUUGCGGUCUUGGCCUGCUGCAACAAUCCUCGAUACCGCUCACGGUUUAAACAUCAAGACACUUAACUUAAAAUUGUAAACUAUUCCGAUCACCCGCGUAUCAUGUGAGGUUAGGUGUAGCAAAGCUCAACUCUAAUCGGGUUAGCUUUGUUCCCGGGACGUGUGAGCUCCAUGUUACUGAAUAAUACCUGCACCCAGUCUCGUAGAUGGAACUCGUCCGGUGACCUCGUGGUACUCGGCUGCUUGAUAAUGCCGACCGGUCAGCGCACAGCGCCGUUUCAAUCCAUCCAGUGUUGUGUCUUGUGUCAUAACAUAACUAGUCCGACCAUCGAGACGAUCAUCAUUUAGCUAGACAAUUCUAAGUCAACGUAUUUUUUUCACCAUGCCAUCCAUUAGUACACGUGGAAUGAUGCUGCAAGACGGCCGAAAGCCUUUGGUGCUGUUGAUAGUUUUUAUUGCAUCUGUAACCUCUCUACCAUUGGUACCGACACCGGAACAGGAACUGGAAGUUGAACGUAGCUCCAGCGUGGAAAGAGCCUCUGACACAACGGUGGGGAAAUGUUUGGAGACGUCAACGCUGGUGUACGUGGAGACGGUGAUCGUUGUGAAGGACAACUCGAGUCUCGUCCAUGGAACAAUAGAGGUGUCUAUCGGAAAACCAAUAAUUAUUGAUUGUGUGCGUAUUGUCGCAAAAACAGAACAUGAUCGGCUGGCGUUGAAGGGGUUCCAGCUUUUGAGCACGAAUAGAAUCAAAAUAAGCGUCGCAGAGGAGGACCCAUCACAGUCAAAUGCGCUCGAAUACUCCGUGCAUAUCUUCGCAACGAUUACAGCAAAGAAGUCGUAAAUAAAUACGUCGCACCACCGCAAACAGUGGACUAAUAAUUGCAUUUUUCCUGAAUGUAUUUUACAAGAUUGCGUCUAAAAUGCAUAUUUUAAAUAAUAAGAUUUUUAAUUGCAACU
Messenger RNA from Anopheles stephensi (Asian malaria mosquito), 1001 nucleotides. RefSeq lists its product as uncharacterized. The record is from RefSeq and is a predicted model, not a curated record. The transcript is spliced from 3 exons. NCBI's taxonomy places the organism in Eukaryota, Metazoa, Arthropoda, Insecta, Diptera, Culicidae. Bases 424 to 885 code for a protein of 153 amino acids.